CAAUCAAUGACAUCCUCGUAGUAUUUUUCGGAGGACACACUCAGAUAGAAAUUGAAUGCGGAAGAUACGUCAAGGAGUUUGUUUUGAGUAGUAGUUCACAAUCAAGAGAUAUAAGCAUAUUCUUGGAAGCAAUUUACCAACCCUCAACUCUUUCAUAACACUCCGAAGUUACAACAGGAUUCACAAUUUGAAUACCCGCAAUAUCAGCUAUAGCCUCCAUUCUCCGAGGGGUUACUUUGGCGGAUUCGUGUAGUACUUUUCAGUGACAACGUUAUUCGGCAGACGGGUCCCCUUAGACAGAGAGGGGCUAAAGACAGUGGUCAAAGUUAGGUUUCCGAGUGUCAAGGGGCAAUCAGAUGACCCCCAGCAUGGACCCAUCAUCUCCAAUAAGACGAAGGGCGUGGCUACUUGACCCUAAGUUAUCCAUCGUCCUACUUCUUAGCUUUCUCAAGAUAUCCCAAGUGCACUGUACUGCUACGUUCUCGUUGAAGCUUGUCAGCUAUGCUAACGCAGCAAACCGUGAGUUAGAUGGAGAUUGCUGUGAUACAAUAUGGGUUUGCCACAUUGAUAAGUGUGAUCCAAGGUUUAAUGUCUGCUUUCAUAGAAUCAGCGGUUCAAACAGCAUGACAGCGUGUGAUCAUGGCCGAAUUGAGACUAGGCUUAUCAAAGACAACGGACAAUCAUUCUCCUUUCCUGCUGUUCUCCCAUCAAACAUUGCGAACCCUAUUCGACGCCAAAUUCCAACUUGGACGGGUGGAAUUCGAGUGAAGGUAGAAGUAUGGGAUGUAGAUCCGAAUGCAGAUGAUAAGAUUGAUUUCUACGCAGUGAAUAUCAAUCUACCCGCGGCACGUAACGAGGCUGCUGCUACAGCAAGAAGAUACACACUCUCAAGUAGGCGAGGGUAUUCAACGACCAUCAUUGAGGCAAAAGUUUUCUGCGACCCUCAUUUCUACGGCAGUAACUGCCGGACCUAUUGCCAGCCCACCAACUCUGACAGCGGACACUACUCCUGCAAUCCACAAGGACAGAAAAUAUGUCAUCCAGGAUAUGCGGGUUAUAACUGCAUCAAUGAGAUUGACGAGUGCGAGUCAGGGCCCUGUCAACAUGGUGGAACGUGCUCGGACAUCAUGAACGGCUACACAUGCGAGUGUAUAGAAGGAAUAUCAGGCUCAAAUUGUGAGGUCGACAUCGACGAGUGUUCAAGCUCACCAUGUCUCAACGGUGGAUCUUGUGAACAUUAUGUUGGAAACUAUUCCUGUUCCUGUUCAGCAGGCUUCGUGGGACGUAACUGCGAGAUGAACGCCAAUGAAUGCUCCUCCAACCCUUGUAACAAUGGAGGUACCUGUCACGAUGAACUGAACGGGUUUAGCUGUGCGUGCGCAAGUGGUUUUGAAGGAACCACCUGUGAGACCAAUACAGAUGAGUGUGUCAGUAACCCGUGCAAAUUGGAUCAUACAUGUAUAGACGGAGUUGAUGGAUACGCGUGUGAAUGUUCUCCAGGUUAUGAAGGAAUUCAGUGUGAGGUAGAGAUCAACGAAUGUAACAGUGGACCUUGUUUGAAUAAUGGUUCGUGUAUUGAUGCUGUAAAUGGGUAUACAUGCCUUUGUGUUAACGGCUAUAAUGGAUCGGCAUGUGAGAUUGAUGUCAAUGAAUGCGAGAGCAUCCCUUGCCAGAAUAACGGAACCUGUUCCGAUUCCAUCAAUGGUUAUGAGUGUAUUUGUACCCCAGGCUUUACUAGUGUUAACUGUGAAGGUAACAUUGAUGAAUGUAGCAGUAAUCCAUGUACCCUUGAUCACACGUGCGUCGAUGAGGUGAAUGGAUACACAUGCCAAUGCAGUCCUGGGUUUACAGGAACACACUGUGAGCUUGACGUUGAUGAGUGUGAAAGUACACCCUGUAACAAUAACGCCACUUGCACUAAUGGUAUUAACAUGUUUCAGUGUCAGUGUCAGUCUGGAUUUGAAGGUGCCCUAUGCGAUGUAAACAUCAAUGAAUGUAUGAGUAAUCCAUGUCAGAAUGAUCAUACUUGUGUUGAUGGAGAUAAUGGUUACACCUGUCAUUGUGCAGCAGGCUAUACAGGUACUCACUGUGAAAUCAAUAUUGAUGAAUGUACAAGUGGUCCAUGCCUAAAUAAUGGAUCAUGUGAGGACCUCGUCAACAGCUUUAUCUGCCACUGCGCAUCGGGUUAUGAAGGAGAACUGUGUGCCGAAAACAUAAACGAAUGUCAGAGCAAUCCGUGCUUAAACAAUGGAACAUGCGAGGAUGUGAUCGCGGGCUUCACAUGCCAUUGUUCUGAUGGAUUUGAUGGUGAAUUCUGCCAGUUUGACAUAGACGAAUGCCAGAGCCAGCCCUGCUUAAACCAGGGUUCUUGUGUUGAUGGGGUAAGCAGCUACAGAUGCAUAUGCAAAGAUGGGUUUACAGGCAAUACGUGUGACGGCAACAUAGACGACUGUCUUGAAUCUUCAUGUUUGAACAAUGGAACAUGCAUCGAUGGAAUAAAUUCCUUUACAUGUAGAUGUCCUCCCGGAUUUGAGGGGUCUCUUUGUGAGAUUAACGUAAAUGAAUGCGAAAGUCGACCGUGCCUCAAUAACGGAAGUUGUAUGGAUGGUGUGAACAGUUUCCAAUGUGACUGUGAGCCGGGAUACGGCGGUGAUCUCUGUCAGACCAAUGUCAAUGAAUGCAGCAGUAAUCCAUGCCAAAAUGGUGCCUACUGUAUCGAUGGCAUCGAUGGAUUCAUAUGUUCCUGCCCCGAUGGUUACUUUGGAUUGACAUGUGAAGUUGACCAUGACGAAUGUGCCAGUGCACCAUGUCUUCAUGGUGGUUCUUGUAUUGAUAUCGUGAACGGAUUUUACUGUCGAUGUACACAGGGUUUCGGGGGUAUGGUGUGUGAGGUGAACCUUGAUGAAUGCAGCAGUACACCUUGCACGAACGACGGGACAUGCGAGGACAUGGUGGCAGGCUUCACGUGUCAUUGCCCAGAGGGAUUCGAUGGAGACUUUUGUGAAAUGAACAUCGACGAAUGUGUCAGUCUUCCUUGUUUGAACAACGCAACUUGCGUCGAUGGAAUAUUAUCGUAUUCAUGUGACUGUCCCGCUGGAUACACGGGGAGCCUAUGUUCUGAACAGGUGACACUUCCCCCGGUACCGCUAUGUGCCCAGGAGUUUUGCCAGAACGGGGCUACAUGCAUCCAGCGAGAUAGCCAAGAACGAUGUAUUUGUGCGCCUGGUUUCACUGGUCCUCGUUGUCAGGAUGUAUUGAGCGGACCGUGCUUCCCAUCGCCAUGUUUGAAUGGUAUCUGUGUUCUUGGAGACGCCAAUACCACAGAGUCACGCAGAUGCAUCUGCAGUGAUAACUUCCUCGGGGACUUGUGUGAUGUUGAUCCGACGAGGGACAUCUAUUCCAUCACGUUGGCUGAUCACGUCAAGCCAUCUGCUGAUCUCCAAGCACACAUCUCAGAGCUUCUCACAUCGACCCUGGACAUACGAGAUCCCGAGAGCCUUCAGAUUGUCUUCCAGAAAGCCCAGUACGGGGAAUCACAAUUGACCAGUCUUGCCUAUACCACCAUCGACUUUUUCGUACGCGCAGAUGAGGCUGUGUUGACUGAAUCUCAACUAACUUCUGCAAUUCAUUCCCGCUCAAACCAAAAGAUUGAUGCCAUACUCAAGCCCUACAGACUAUUUAUAGAAACUCCACAGGCACACAUAACAUCAAAUGGAAAUAAGCAAUGGAUGUCAAAGAACUGGUUUAUCUUCUGUAUCAUCGGGCUACUCAUUCUAAUAGCUUUGGUCUUAUUUGCAUAUAUUUACAGGAAAAGGAGAAAACAAUCGGAAGCUUAUUUGCAUGCAGAGUUAGAACGAGAAGUCACACGGUUCAUCAACCCAGCGUUCGGUUCACCUCCAACGAACGGCCAGCUGAGAUUAGAGGGCGCUGUACCGGUAAAGGAAGAUGUACCUUCGUGGGAGGCCAACUUUUCCAACUCGACCAUGGGUACAUUCAAAGGUCCAGCUGAAUCAGAUUCGGAACUAUGAUGGAACUGAAUCAAUAUGCAGAAGUUUUUCCAGACGUGCAUGUGUCUCUGUAUCCAACAUUUCUGGAUACAGCACAAGUGCUUGAAAUUAAACUACAGAAAAUAGGAUUUGGGGCUAGCUAUCCCCUUGGGUGGACUAUGACCUGCUGUCAACAAUUAGUUUCGGAUGGAAGUUUACCAUCUGAAGUAAUAUGACAAUUAACUUUCUUUUUCUGAACAUGAAAAAUGAUUGGAAUAAGCUAGUAUUUGUGACAUUAAGCCCAGGGGCAGUAAUGAUGCCCUUAGGCCUCAAGAAUGGCUUUACAUAAUUAGCAGGGGGGGGGGGGGAGGAUGAUUAUUGAGACAAGUCCAACCAAUUGCAGUAUCCGGUAUUAUAUCAACCGUUUAUUUAUUUAUUAUUUAUUAUUUAUUCGGCAAUUCACAAAAAAUAUAACAAUGUAAAUAUAAGUAAACAAACAUUAAGAGAAUGUCAAUUAUAAAUGCACAAUCUUCCUGAUGGUCCUCUGAGUGCAUCAGUUGGCUGCCGGGGAAGAGGAAAGCAAACUAAAUCACUGUAACCGUAAUGGUCCCUCUUACCGACCAACUGGUGCACCAAGAAGACCUGCACAAUAUAGCAUGAAGGUAAUUAAAAUGUAUAACAUUUCAUUAAAAAACCAGCUGACAAAAACAAAGCACAAGGAGGAAAUCAUAUUAAUAUAUAUGAUGACACUGGGUCAUGACACGAUACUCGUUAUUCGAUAAGGUAAUUGUUGUCUUUGCCUAAUUGUCAACUGAAGUAGGAAACAGAGAUAACAAAGAUCCAAUUAGAAAGAUAAAUUCAUUUCCUUUAAAUCUUUCACUGUUUUCGAACUUAAUUAUGAAGGUGGAUAGUGUCACAUUGACCACUGUUAUUUUCAAUCCGCAACGUUGAUACGGUGCUGUACAAUAAAGCAUCAGCAGGAUUUAGGCAAUGACAAUAAGAAAGGAUUGUUAUUAUCAGUAAACGAAAAUUAUGUAGAUGGUUUUUAUAUUCAUGCAUAUAAGACACAAGUCAUUUCCUGGUUUAUUUCCUCACAUGAUCAAUCAAUGUGUUACUAUGUUUGUGGUCUGUUUAUUCAACAAGAAUGAUGACUAAAAAUGUGGCAUUUUCUUGUCAUAUUUGUAUUCUUUCUUUUCAGUGUUUGUGAGUAGGUAAAAUAAAAUGUUUACGUGCGUACUAUACGAUCUGGUGUAGAAGUUGUAAACGUGUUGACAAACUAGGGUAUGAAGUUGUUAUGUUUGAAUUGCUUUAUAACAUUCAAUUUGCUUUAUUUGUCUAAAAACUCGUUACAAUACAUUCUGUUUCAAAGUUCACAAACUUAUGAUUGUAUUGCGCAUCAAUAGACGGUGGGGAAUUUUUCACCGCGAGCACCUUUUCUGAUCCUUUAUGAUCAGUUUUCUUGAACAAAAAGGCUAUUUAUGACUCACAAGCGCACCAAGUGUCAUAAUAACCCGGAGCUAUUUAGAAUUUGUGGGAGCCCAGCGUUUUAAAAAGGUUAAUAUUCAACAGCCUCUAAUUUGCCUCUAUAAAAAUCAUUUUCAUCUUACCCCUGUCUCAAUCAUAGUUCAUGCUCCCCCUCUCUCCUCUCUCCCCUCUGUCUCCCUUCUCCCUCUCUCCUUCUCUCUCUCUCUCUCUCUCUCUCUCUCUCUCUCUCUCUAUAUAUAUCUAUCUCAUGUUCCUUUAUUUUUCUCUAUCUAUAUUUCGUCUUCUCUUCAUCCAUCAUUCUCAAUUUAUGUUGCUUUCUCUAUACUUAUAGCGUGGUUGUAUACAUUGCAUUAGAAAUUGACAAUUUCAAUCAGUAAAUCGAUAAAGCAUUGUUUAAUAAGAACUUGUUGAUGGUAAUGAUAUACUGUAGUUCAUAUUGAAAAAGAAUAUUCCGAAUGAAUCUUUUUAUCGCUAUGGAAAUUUUUAAAUUUAAUUCAUAGCUUUAGUUGUAAUGAACAAAAAAAAGGAAGGAUGACAAACUUGUCGCAAUAAGUGUUCUUUUUCUAGAAAAUUCUUGUGAUUUAAUGUCAUCAUAAAAUAGAUCUAUUGCACUGAUUAACUAUUACGUGUGAAUGACGUGCCUUGAAUCUAAUCAUUGAUUGUAAUACAUGUAAAUAACAUUUUAAACUGUG
Messenger RNA from Strongylocentrotus purpuratus (purple sea urchin), 6163 nucleotides. RefSeq names its product fibropellin-1-like. The record is from RefSeq and is a predicted model, not a curated record. NCBI's taxonomy places the organism in Eukaryota, Metazoa, Echinodermata, Echinoidea, Camarodonta, Strongylocentrotidae. Bases 357 to 4028 code for a protein of 1223 amino acids. Gene Ontology annotation, cellular component: plasma membrane; protein-containing complex. Gene Ontology annotation, biological process: heterophilic cell-cell adhesion; establishment or maintenance of epithelial cell apical/basal polarity; cell communication. Gene Ontology annotation, molecular function: calcium ion binding. The transcript has 12 exons.